AUGUUGCAGCAAUUGCUGAGUAGCAGCUGGCAAAGCAAGUGGGAACGGCUGCAUGGUGUAACCAACUACACGAGGGAUCAUCCCAGUCUACGUGGCACACCACUCGCAAUGCUGGCGGCGCAAUGCAACAAAUUAUCUAGUAAAUCGCCUCCUCCUUUGGCAGACGCAGCUGUAGGCAAAGGUUUCCAUCCUUGGAAGAAAAGUCCUACAUCGCCGUCGAGCGGUGGUGGCAGUAGUGGCGCAUCGAGUGGCUCGCUUUCCGGCGUUGCUGGUGGUCAGCAUUCGCCCUGUACCAUCUCUUCCGCUUCGUCGUCCUCCGGUUCCGGCUCGUCGGCUAGCAGUUUAGGUUUGGGUGGCACUUCAUCUGCCACGUCAUCGCGUAGUCUGCCCUCAUCCAGCAUCAAUACAAUGGUCAACAUCACGGCUAGCAUUUAUCCUUACAGUCGUCCGAUUUCGUCGUCCUGUGCUGCAGUCAGCAAUCCCUCGGCUUACGGCAGCGAUCUUUACUUCCCGAAUACGAGCGGUGCCAGUGGCGGCAUGGUCGCUGAUAACCAUCAUAUGCAUCAGGGUCUGUUGGGUAAAGUGGAGGGUGCUACAUUCGGCUCGGUCUACUCACGCCAUCCAUAUGAUUGGCCAUUCAAUGCUGUUACGGCGUCCGCGCAUAAAGCGGCCGAGGCAGCUAGCGUUAACUCAGGCUGGUGGGAUAUGCAUAGUGCUGGCAGCUGGCUAGAUAUGGGAGGCGCCGGCAUGCACUCAACAAUGGCAAAUUAUGCUACGGCAGCCGGUUCCGAUUACUCGUCCGCAUUGUCGCAUUCGCUCUCCAACACCGCUCAUCUGCUGGGCUCCGGACAACAUCUGCUGCAGGACACCUACAAGAGCAUGUUACCCGGUCAAGGUGUGGGUGGCUUCUCGCUGCCGCAUAGUUCGCCGUCGGCUGCUUCAACUGCAGCCUCGCCACAAGCAUCUACGCCAUCAACACCAUCGCCGCGUUCACAAAGACGCUAUGCCGGUCGUGCUACAUGCGAUUGUCCCAACUGUCAGGAAGCCGAACGGCUCGGUCCAGCUGGCGUGCACUUGCGCAAGAAGAACAUACACUCGUGCCACAUACCUGGUUGUGGUAAAGUGUACGGCAAGACUUCGCAUCUGAAGGCGCAUCUACGUUGGCACACCGGCGAGCGACCAUUUGUAUGUAAUUGGCUCUUCUGUGGCAAACGUUUCACACGCUCCGAUGAGUUGCAACGACAUCUGCGCACACAUACGGGCGAAAAACGUUUCGCUUGUCCCAUCUGCAACAAGCGCUUCAUGCGCAGCGAUCACUUGGCUAAGCAUGUGAAGACACACAAUGCCACCGGCCAGGGUGGCAGCAUGAAGAAGGGUUCAUCGGAGUCGUGCAGCGAUUCGGAAGAGCCUGGUAAUCAGUCCGGCGAGUCGAAUGGACUAUCGUCUGGUAAUGGACAGCAAAGCGGUGGUGGCAGUCACCCGGGUACGCCCAAUUCACAUCAAUCAGGCGGUCCGGGAAAUACAACACCAACGGGUGGGCUGUUGGGUAGCAACAUGCACCUAUCAUCGGCGCACAACAUGUCCGGUGGUUCACCAGUAAUGCUGCACGCCCAACAACAACACCAUCAACAGCAGCAACAACAGGCGCAUGCGCAAGCGCAGGCACAGGCACAAGCACAGGCGCAACUGCAACACCAUCAACAACAGCAACAAGCACAUGCGCAUGCGCACUUGCAUCAUCACCACCAUCAUCAUUUGGUAGGCAAUUCGGCGCCCAGCCCUGGGCUAGAUCAUCACAGCACAUUGGUGGAUAUUAAGCCGCCGAUGGUUUGAGGGUCGUUGGGACCCUUUCUAUUUACCAACUGAGGUGAAAUCGAGAACGGGUCCUAUGAUGAACUACUUUCACAGCUGAUGAGUGGAGCGAAAGACGGACGAAUGUGGGAGCGAUGGGAUGUGUAAUGCAUGAGAGCGAUUGAAGAAGGGGAGCGAGGGGACAGCGAAUUGAAAUACAAAACGAAUUGUAAAUAAUGCUUGUAACAAUGUGUUGUUGUAAAAUGUAAAACAAUCAAAAAUGCUUAACUAAGUGUACAACUAAAGAAAGAAGAUGCAAAUCACUAAGAAAUACAAAAUGGCAAAUACGAUUUUACUCAGAAUUUCUUGUAAAAAAUUAUCAUAAAAAAUAAAUCGAUUCAUUUUAUUUUUCAGAUAGUGGAUGGAAAAAUACAAACAUGCAUGUGUUUGUAUGCAUGUAUAAGUAUAUGAAAUAAAAUAACUGAAAAUGAAUUUCUCAAACAAAAAAUUUGCUUAUUAAUUUUCAAAGUUAAAUAUCACUGUAGCAGCGGAUAAUGGAUAAAAUAAAAAUAAAAAUUCUAGUCCAAUUAAAAAAAUUAAAAGUAAAAUUAAGAAAAGCAAAAUAAAAUAAGUGACAAUUUAAAUCAGCUUGAAUUUGCUUGUGAAAAUACUAAGCCUCUAACCUUUAAGCCUUUGAGCCACCUUUUUGUUAGUGUGUGCUUCUUGAUUUUAAUAAAUAUAAAAAUAUUUAAGAAUUCUUAAAUAAAAUUACGGUCAAAUGCAAAAUGUCUAAACUAAUGGUGUAAUCUGUUUUCUAUAAAUAAAAUCGAAAAUCUUACAAACACAUGAAAAAUAAACCACACACACACAUUGACACAAAUGAAAAUAUAUUACUUUAGUGUAUAGCUAGUUUUUGAAUAAAACUAAAAAAAAUUAAUAAAAAUUAAAUAAGCAUUGUUGAUUUUUAGCUAAACGGAAACUUAAAUAAAUAAUAAAAUUAAUAAAUUAAACAAACGAGUGCAGCAGCGAGCAAAGAAAUACUAAAUAUAUUGACUAAAUACAUUAGUGAAUAAAAUUACUGUAGCUUGCAUAGUUUUUAAAUACCAAAAUAUUUAAAUUUUAAUUUUAAUGCUUUCGAAAUGCAAAAGAAGGCGUGUAUUUUAUGAAAAUAUCUAUUUUAAUAUUAUGAAUAUGGAAUGAAAAUACACAUUUCUGUAAUAUUAAAAGUAUCAAGUGGGCGAAGAGUUGACUAAGAUCUUUGGAAAUACUUGUUAAAAAAUGUAUGGACAUUUCAUUUUUUUUUUUUUAUCAGAAAUAUUUUUGUGUUUUAGAAAUUUCCAAAUCUCAGCGAAGCGUUAAAAAGUACACAAAGCUUUGCUGGAAGUAAAAAUUCUUAGCUUUCAUUGCAAAUUUGAUACUUUUAAUAUUUCACAGAUGUGCGAGACAUUUGUAAAUUAUUUUUAAAUAUUGCAAAUAAAACUAUUAAUAUGAAUAUGAUUAUUACAA
Messenger RNA from Anastrepha ludens (Mexican fruit fly), 3297 nucleotides. It is a transcript of the gene Sp1, whose product is annotated as transcription factor Sp9. Gene Ontology annotation, biological process: regulation of transcription by RNA polymerase II. Bases 1 to 1833 code for a protein of 610 amino acids. Gene Ontology annotation, molecular function: RNA polymerase II cis-regulatory region sequence-specific DNA binding; DNA-binding transcription factor activity, RNA polymerase II-specific. Lineage: Eukaryota; Metazoa; Arthropoda; Insecta; Diptera; Tephritidae. The record is from RefSeq and is a predicted model, not a curated record. The transcript has 3 exons.